This is a messenger RNA of Danio rerio (zebrafish), 1197 nucleotides long. NCBI's taxonomy places the organism in Eukaryota, Metazoa, Chordata, Actinopteri, Cypriniformes, Danionidae. The record is from RefSeq and is a predicted model, not a curated record.
AUGGUUUCUCGUGGUUUACUCUGGACUCUGUGGAUAGUGGCAUGUUUUGGUCAAAGUUUUGGUCAAGAUUUUCAGUUGCCUGAGCUGACUAAUGGAGCAAUAGGAGAAAGUGUCGAGUUAACACCUAAUAACUUACCAUCAGAGAUUGAUACAGUUACCUGGCAAUUUGGAGCAACUUUUAUAUUGAGUGGAAACCCUGAUACAGCCUCAAUAGUCUCAGCAUAUAAAGACAAAGCCGGUUUUGACAAAAACACUCUUGCUCUGGAGCUCUGGAACCUAAAACUGGAGGAUGCUGGAUCAUACGUUCUGUUUGUGCUUUCUAGUAGUGGAGAUCAAUUUAGAGGAGAAACUGAACCAUUAAUUGAAGGUGAAUCAUCUGCUAACAUCACCUCUAAGGGAGACGGCCCCAUCACCUCUGUGCAGUGGAUGAAAGAUAACAGUCCUCUGUCUUCUAGCAGAAUCAUCUUCUCAUCUGAUAACAGAUCAGUGUCUAUCAGUCCAGUGGAGAGAUCAGACACUGGAGAAUAUCAGUGUACAUACAGUAACCCUGUCAGCUCUGAGACGGCAAAACUCACCCUGAUCAUCAACUAUGGACCAGAAGGUGUUUCUAUUAAGGGUCCAGAUAUGGUGGAUUUAGGGGUUCAAGUAUUUCUGUCUUGCACUGCAAAUUCUGAACCUUCUGCUUCAUUCAGCUGGACAUUUAAUGGGUCAGACACUGGUGUGACUAGAGACACAUUGACCAUUGAUAAGACUGACUUCACACACAGUGGAGAAUACAUCUGUACAGCCAUUAAUAGAGUCACAAACAGAAGAGAAUCACAAAGACAUGCUUUACUAGUUCAAGAGGGUGGUGAAGCUGGUUUAGGAGGAGGACUGCCAGCAGGAGCAAUAGCUGGGAUUGUCAUUGGCGUUUUAGUAGCAGUUGGAGGCAUCUGUGGUCUUAUUGUCUACUUCACAAAAACCAACAAAAUCCCAACCCAAAGACUUCAACACAAAGGACAAGCAAGUGGAGCAGCACAAAGAGGACAGGAGCUUGACUUGCACUAUGAAGAAAUCACUGAUUCCCAGAGGGCCAGAGAAAAUUUUAAUCUGGAGAACAUUAGCGAAGCUCAAACGUAUGAGAAUGUUGCGUAUAAAAGUGACUAUGAAAAUCUAAAACAUGGAGUUUUAAAGCAGCCACAAGCUUCUGAACCUUAG